UUAUUUAAAUGAGCCUUUAUCUUGGUUUUAUUUCUUUAAAUGGGCUCAUAAUGAUCUUCAACUUUUUCACUUAUAAAUAUAUCUUGUAUACACUUCCUCAUCAAUACAUAUAGAUCAAAUUCAUUAUUUUUAACAGGUAUGUAGUAUUCCAUAGUAUGAAGGGACUGUAAAGCAUUAAAGCAAUCCACAGUUUUACCAGUUGGGGAUAUUACCAGUGACUGACUAUCUUUAUACACCUUUAUGUGAAUGGGACAGUAUUUCUGGUAUCUUGCUUUUGUAGUCAGGGCUUUGGUCAUUUCCAGCAGAAAAGAGUGGCAGACUUCUGUCUUUUCCUUGGAGGGGGCUCAACUGUUGGGCAUCAUCCUAUGCCUGAGUCACAGCUGCCCUUAUGACAUCAUAGGUCUCCCCCAUUUACUCUUUCUACCCAUGCCAUGGCUAGAGGAGCACAGACCUGAGGGGAUCUGAACCAUCUAUACACCCAAUCCAUGUGGGACCAAUGGUGAGUCAGAGACAGACACACCAGGCUUUUUAGUAAUGUCCUGGUAGAUCUCUCAGAAUGAAGGGACCCCCCUGACUUCUGAAUACUCCUGGAGGCCCUGGAAGCCGGGGAUGUAUGGGAUACUGAAUGGAGAGAGAGGGAGAGCAGCCUAACUCUUGCCUUUCCCCUAACUGCUGAUCGCAGGAAACAGGCCAGCCUAAAAACAUUAAGAAACACACUAAAGAUGAGCCUCAGCAGGUAGAGAAGCCGACUGGUUCAUCCUCAGCACCACGGUCCUCAGAGAAGAAGGUAGAGGUAGAAGGAGCACUGAGUUGGAUGCCUCUGGUCCUGUGUCCUCGUGCUUAUGGCUAGUGUCUUUUGCAUGGUUUGGAGCUAAGAACAGGAAUAAUCUCAUUCUUGUCUGUCCUCUUUCCCCAUUUCUUUUUCAGGCUAACAAUGUGAAUAAGGUUGAAAUGAAGAGAGCAGAUGAUGCUAAUAAGAGACCCAGAGAAAACCCAGGAAACCAAAAUAAGCUCCACACUAGUAAUCUGGAAGUCGUAAAGAUCCAGGCCUGGUGGCGGGGGACCCUGGUGCGCCGGACGCUGCUGCACGCGACCCUCAGAGCUUUAGUCAUUCAGCGCUGGUGGAAGCAGAUUCUGAUGAAGGUGCAGGAGAAGAGGCGGCGGGCGGCGCUGGAGACCUUCACACGGAACGAGUGGGCGGCAGUCAGGCUGCAGUCCUGGGUCCGCAUGUGGCGCAUCCGCCUGCGCUACUGCCGUUUGCUCCACGCCGUCCGCAUCAUCCAGGCCUUCUGGCGGUGCCACUCCUGUGCUUCUCGGGGUUUCAUUAAGGGCCACUACAGAGUCACAGCCAACCAGCUGCAUCUCGAGAUAGAGAUCUUGCUGGGCUCAGGGCCUUGCAUUGUGACCGAGUGUAUUCCUCUCCCAAUAAAGCAGUGA
This is a messenger RNA of Hipposideros armiger (great roundleaf bat), 1437 nucleotides long. RefSeq names its product IQ motif containing F1 (gene IQCF1). Bases 952 to 1437 code for a protein of 161 amino acids. The transcript is spliced from 2 exons. The record is from RefSeq and is a predicted model, not a curated record. Lineage: Eukaryota; Metazoa; Chordata; Mammalia; Chiroptera; Hipposideridae. Gene Ontology annotation, molecular function: calmodulin binding.